Neospora caninum is the source of this 1398-nucleotide messenger RNA. RefSeq lists its product as uncharacterized. The record is from RefSeq and is a predicted model, not a curated record. The coding region runs from base 1 to 1398 and encodes 465 amino acids. The transcript is spliced from 6 exons. Lineage: Eukaryota; Apicomplexa; Conoidasida; Eucoccidiorida; Sarcocystidae.
AUGCGACGAGACGCCCGGACGGUCGUAUCUUCAGCCAGGCGCGAAAUUGACGCGGAGGAGGACUCAGAGCAGCAGCUGUCUUCCGUCCGACAAGGUUUCGUGCGGAGGACCCAAGGGCGGAGUCCGCAGCAAUCGAGACGCCGGAGUGGAGAAGAGAGCGAUACGGCAGUCACUGAAAGCGUCGCCGCGGAACGCGCAUUCGCUGUGCUUCGAGAACGGCUGGCGGGCCGAUGUCAUGAGGCGAUUUCCAGCGAAACAGAUGAGAACAGAGACCCACGAUCCGCGUUUUCAGAGUGCACCCGUGUUCCGCAUCGUUCCGCCUCUACGCCAUCGUCGUCUCCGCUCGAAUGCUCCGCAUCUGCUUCUGAUGCAACUGACGCUGCUUGUGGCUCUCCUGCUCAUUCAUUGUCCGCUGCUUCCGGUUUUUCCGAAUCUACGGCAGAUGAUACGGACGAAGACGAAUCCUUACUCAAAAUCUUCUGUGUGUGUGCACCUGGACUGGAGGGCCUCCUUGCUCGCGAGUUGCUUUCUCUUCGCUUUCCACCGCCUCCGCCUUUCAGUCGGGAGCGGGGUGACAGUGUGUCACCUGGAGACUCGAGGUCCGACGAAAAAGCACGACUGCAGGAAGCGGCCGUGUCCGCCGCGGCAGCUGCGGCCGAGGCAGCGAACAGACUGGUUAUCAAUGGGCCCGUUGAUGGGAAGUACCGAGGUUCUGGCGGAGGAGUCGAGGUCACUGGAACUCUCGAAACUCUGUGGAACAUCUGCCUCCGGAGCAGGUUGACAGACGCUGUCCGAGUACGAAUAGGCAGUCCGUUCCCGGCACAACGGGAAACGACGCUUCUCCGCAGGCUCUGCGCCCUUCCAUGGCAGAAGUUCGUCCCCCUCGUCGCCGAUUUAGGCGAACCCGUCGUUUCAGUUCGGGUGCGGCGGUCACGGCUGCACCAUACGAAGAUGCUAGAGGAGAUGACAGCUGCUGCUGUGAAAGAAAACAAGAAGAAAUUCAUUCACGAAAGCAAGCGAGACGGCCUGCCUCCACACUUACGAGGACGAGGAGGAACCGUUGGCCGCGGCUGUUGCAUGCUAGGAAUUGCUGGCGGGGUUCCCGCUAACACACCCCGGCGCCGUCAUGCCUUCUUUGACUUCCCUAUUCACUCUCCAUCGCGUUUUGCCGCCUUUCUCGACUGUCCGUCAUUGUCACGAAUCUCCCAUAUGGUCGCAGGAGCGCUAGGGAUACAAUCGAUUCAAUGGAAUGCUCAACUGGCGGGCAAUUUCACGAUUUUCAAACGGUGGAAUAGAGGUCGAGCUACUGAAGUACGUCGGCAAGAAACAUCAGAAGAUUACCGUACAUUGUUGAUCGCAAUGCUCGAGUUCACAAAUACUGUCGUCUUCAACCGCUAA